AUGGAGCGCUUCAAAGACAAAAAGACGAUCUUGACCGAGAUGUCUGGCUUGAUAUAUGUCAUGUGUGCAUUGGCUGCUCCAUUUUACUGUGCAAGGGUGAUCGCCUCCAAGGAGGAUGGACCUAGCUCCGCCGUGUUAUACUUUGAUGCUGGUAGGGGCUGGGCAGAGGCCGCGAUGCAAUGUUUGUUUUCGAGCUUUGGGAGUCCGCGAAUCGAGUGUAUCAUUACAGCGGUUCUUCUCCAUGAAUAUUACCUGAGGGUCGGCGAUUAUGCUAAGGGAUUCCUGAUCUCAGGCUUCAUCGCGCGACAUGUUCAACUCCUACAGCUGAAUAUGGAGUACGAUGACGACAUCCUGUGUCGGAAGAGUAAGAUGUCAUGGGCUGCAAAGGAGACUAGGAGACGCGUUCUAUGGGCUUGCUAUCUCCUCGAUGCUUCUAUAGAAUGUGGUAUUAACCAGCUUUGCUUAAUAUCCUCCAGCGAUAUUUACGUGCAGCUCCCCUGCUCCGAAGACCUGUUUGUGCGUAACAUCCCAUGCAAUACAGAAAUGCUGACCAGAGGCAAACUACUUCCCUUCGCUGACGCUGCGGUGGUGAGUGCGGCUGAGAAUCUUGAUAUCCGUGCAUACUAUAUUAGAGCAAUGGCUAUCCGCUCCAAGAUCUUGAAAUAUGUCAAGCACUUGGAGGGUGAAAUCCCCUGGGAGGUCACUGAAACUUCUCAGUUUCAUAAACUCGACAACGAAAUCAGGGAGCUCGAUGCUUCCAUUCCGGACAGUCUCAAGAUGUCCGCGGAGAAUAUAUACAUCUUCAAGGCGUCUGGUCGCUUGAACCUGUUUUUUGGCGUGCAUAUACUCAUUGCCCAGACCUUCAAUGACUUGUAUCGUGUUGGUGUAUCACGACUGGUAUUCCCGAAUACAGCGACUAAAUGGAUACGGGAAAACGCACCAGCUGAAUUCAUCAAGCUCUGCCAUCGCACCUGUAUCAGCAAGGCCGCCUAUAUCGGAUCCUUAUUACAAGAUCUCUGGAAUUGCCAUAAGUUGAGCAUCGUCGACCUUCCCUAUGCGGUCCACACACAGAUAUGUAGCAGCGUCCUGGUCACCAGCCUUUCGUCAUGGAGAGAGCCCGAACCUCCGCUGCCUCACAUAUCGCAUAGUGACUAUAAGGAUAUAUUACAGACCAACGUCACAAUCUUAAAGUACCUGCAAAGGUAUAUCAAGGCAGACUUAUACUAUGAGUCGGCGACACAAGCUCUAAAGCACUUCAACACACGAUUCUCAAACGAAACUCCCGAACGCAGAGCAACUAGUUCCAUAAGAGAAACCAGUCCGAUAGAAAGUAACGAUCAUAAUAGACCGUCGCAGUCUUCCUUGGAGCAUAUAUUGAAUCCAUUGGGCACAUAUCCCAUGGCUCGCAAGCAGGUGCAACAUUAUGAUCAGCAACAUGCGCGUGAUGGGACAUCAGACAAGCCGUCAGUCCCGCAAUCAGAUAUUGCGGCCUUCUGCCCAUCUACCGCCGAUAAUCCCGCGAAUAUGGAUGGAUUCUUGGGUUUCCAGGACCAAUCGUUCUUCAGUCAAUUUCCAGACUGGGCACCCGACAUUCCAAUCAUCAGUGACAUGGGAUACCCUACGUUCUUGGAUCAGUACCCUGUCAGUAUUGCUGAUGGGGGCUUAGUGAUCUAG
This is a messenger RNA of Aspergillus oryzae RIB40, 1674 nucleotides long. Its product is annotated as fungal specific transcription factor domain-containing protein. The record is from RefSeq and is a predicted model, not a curated record. The transcript has a single exon. Gene Ontology annotation, cellular component: nucleus. Bases 1 to 1674 code for a protein of 557 amino acids. Gene Ontology annotation, molecular function: zinc ion binding; DNA binding. Lineage: Eukaryota; Fungi; Ascomycota; Eurotiomycetes; Eurotiales; Aspergillaceae. Gene Ontology annotation, biological process: DNA-templated transcription.